AUGACAGCUUCGUUUGUCGCAGAACUAGACAAAGUUGUUGAAAGGGUUCAAAGUGAAAAGACACCAGAGACAAAGUUCAACGUUUCAGGAAUUGAAACGGUGAACUUGUCAACAAGACUGGCCGAUGCAUCAACGGAUGAAAAACGUAAAGAAGUAACGGAUCCUGUUCAGUGUCAGAGAUCGCCAAGGCCGAAACGAACAAUCAAGCUUCCGGCGGCACUGCGGUCACCGUACGUCGAGCAGCCUGUUAUGUUGAGAACCGUUCAUGAUAAGGCUGAAGAAAUACUUGCUCGAUGUAUAUUUUCUGCAGUAGGAAAUGUAUGGGAUAUUUUGUUCAGCGACAACGGUAACGUGUCGGUUAUGAGGGGGCCUUUUGAAUCGAUGAUGCCUGGUCUGGAAAAAGACUUCGCGUUGUCUGAAGAUGGACGAUUAGCAGAAUUUACGAACAACAUGAAUGCUGUGCUGGAUUCAACAGAACCAAAAGUAUUUAAAGGCAACUUUGAGAUGGUGUUUAUACCUAUGUUGACCGGGCGACAUUACUAUCUGCUGUUUUUCAACUUGAGAACAAGAGAUGUCUUUAUUACUGACAACAUAGAAGGUGCUGCAGGCUUAGAAAGAUACCAAGGAAAUGUGGAGAAGAUGAUAAGUACAUUUUGUCGGUAUCUAAGACCGAUGCAUCCAAAAAUCGCUGCACAGCUAAGGAAUACACAACCAGUUCGACUAGAGUUGCCAUGGCAAACACUUUACAAUGGCAUCGACUGUGGUAUUUUCCUUAUGCGGCAUAUGGAAACUUACAAUGGAACACACGUUGGACAUUGGAUGUGUGGUUUAUCGAAUGAGAGGGACGUUACUGGCUUGGUUUUGCCUGAUCAAGCACGCGAAAUCGAGGAUCUGCGUAAGAAGUACCUCUCAAAAAUGCUCCUAAGCGACAUGAACACGGAACGGGGACAAGUGGAACAAGAAGUACAAGAAUAUGCACUUUUGGACGAGGAUGAUAGGUUGAGAAUGGAAGACAAUGCAAUCAAUCGGAUUGCUGAAAGGUUGGGAGCUGAAGUGUAG
Molecule: messenger RNA, 1059 nt
Organism: Helianthus annuus (common sunflower)
Lineage: Eukaryota; Viridiplantae; Streptophyta; Magnoliopsida; Asterales; Asteraceae
Exons: 5
Coding region: 1-1059 (352 amino acids)
Source: RefSeq, a predicted model, not a curated record